AUGCAGAUAUUCCUCAAAUUACCCAAGGAAAUUUUAUCCCUAAUAUUCAGCCAAGUAAAUGAUAAGUCUGUAAUUGAAAGUUUAAUACACAUUCCAGGUUUACAACAUAUUGCUCUAGAGCGAAAAUAUCCAAAAUUUGAAAUCAACAAUAACAACAACUCAAUUAAAAAAUUAAUAUCGCUUUUUCAAAAAUAUGAAUUUAUCCCUUCAAUAAUAAUCGGAAAUAUAUAUCAAAUCAAUCAAUUGAUAGAUGAACCUGCAUUUAGAUUAGCCAAUUAUGAAGUAAAGAUCUUACCGACUACUAAAUUUAAUGAUUUUGUAUCAAUUUUAGAUAAAGUCUACGUAAUAGGGAUGCAUUUGGAUCAAUAUUUAGAACCUUUUGUUGGAAUUUUCAAGAAGAAUGAAAUUAAAUCAUUUUUGGAUUAUAUUGCAAAUAACAAUUUACAAUCUUUAAUUAUAUCUCAUUUGAAUAUGUUUAAAAUCCAAUUUCCAACGUCUUUAAAGCAAAUAACACUAAAUGGAGGUCAAAAUUUUGAAUUAAAUUUAAGCGAUUUGCAAUAUCUUGAAUCAUUAAAUUGCAAAAAUCUCCACAAGAUGAGUUCAUUCAAAAGUUUUCAACUUCCAACAUCUAUCGAAAAUUUAAAACUUGAUUCUUGUGAUUUUAAAAGUUUAGAUAAUUUAAAAAAGUAUAGCAAAUUAAAAUUACUUCAUAUAACUUGUUGUCCUGAAAUUUAUGACAUUACUUAUACCGAGUUUCCUGGUUCAUUGAAAAUAUUGAAUUUCAUUAACAAUUUCGAGCCUAAUAGAAUAGCUGAGCUAAAUGAAGAAGAACUACUGGAUGAUGUGAUUUUUUCUGAAAAAGACUUACGGGUCCUUCUUUAUUGUUUCCCUCCAAAUUUGGAAAAAUUAAGUAUAAACGAUACUAUGCAAACUUUAGAAAUAGGAAAUAUUGAGAUUUCAAAAUCAUUGAAUUGUUUAGAGCUCAAGGGUAUUGGUGAAUUUAAUUUAAGUUGGGUUCUAGAUAAUCUACCAAGGAAGAUGUCUAAAAUCGUUAUUAGAGAUUGUCGAAUUUUGUAUUCAGACUUUCGAGUUUCAUUUCCUGAGCUGAAGCAGAUUAAGAUUACGAACAACAAAGUAUGUUUUGAUCCUUUUAUUUCAAAUUUAAAUCAGUUGGAACUGUUGAAAGAGUUGGAUAUAUCUGAUAACGUGUGUCCAGAUUUUGAUGAUACCGAGUACCCAUUUGAUCCGCUUAUGAGUUUACCUGACAUGAAAAUAUUUAAUAUGGAAAAAAUAUGUUUCAACACACCCCAAUUACAUCAUUUAAUUCUAAAAAGUCCAACGCCACCAGAUCACGAUUAUUACGAGUUUUCGUCUGAGUUAUUAUUUAAUUGCAAAAAUUUGGCCAAAAUAAAUGUAAUAAAUUUAGAUAUACGCUUUUUGAACCUCAAUGAAUUUUCCAAUUCAUUAAAGGAAUUGGUUAUCAAGAAUUCGAAAUUACAGGCAAUACAUGGUAAUUUUUCCAAUUUAAAUAAGUUACAGAUUUUAGAUUUACAAAGUAAUCAACUUACUUUACAAAGGUUGGAACAUCAAAAGUUCCCAUCAAGUUUGAUUUAUAUAAAUUUGUCGAACAAUAAACUUGAAGAUUUAAGUUGUUUGGACUUAGACAAUUGUGUACAUUUGGGAGAUUUGAUAUUAGAAAAAGUAACCGCAAAAGAUGAACCAGAAGGUGCUAUUGCAUUGAUGGAAUUAUUCUUAGAUACUAAAGCUAAUGCAAUAUUAACAAAUUAUGAUUCAAAAGUGAUUUUCAAAAUUGUUGAUGGAGUAGAAGAAGAUUCAAUAUUACAAGCUAAAUCCAAAAGAAGAAAAAUAUGUUAA
This is a messenger RNA of Lodderomyces pseudojiufengensis, 1875 nucleotides long. RefSeq lists its product as uncharacterized. Gene Ontology annotation, molecular function: protein binding. Bases 1 to 1875 code for a protein of 624 amino acids. NCBI's taxonomy places the organism in Eukaryota, Fungi, Ascomycota, Pichiomycetes, Serinales, Debaryomycetaceae. The record is from RefSeq and is a predicted model, not a curated record. The transcript has a single exon.